AUGGACGCGAGCAGCCUGUUCGGGGGCGGGCCUCCCGGGGGCACCGCCGCCGCUGCUGCCACCUUCGCCCCCAGCAACGCAAGCGAUGACGCCCCCCGCUCAGCGGCUUCGCUGUUUGGCGGAGAACCCGAGGACAACCUGGCCAAUCCGCCGGGAUCAGGCGAAGGCCAGCAAAUACAAGGCGUGCCGGACGACCUUUUCGGCGGCGGCGGUGCCGGCUCCGGAGGCUUCGGUACGUCGCCUUCACCGCAGGCUCCUUUUGGUGGGGGCUCCGCAGCUGGUACUUUCGGGGCCCCGCCGCCGGUGCCCGCGGGAGCCGUGCCGGAGGAGUUGUUCGGCGGUAACGGCGGGGGGGGUGCCGUUCCGCAGGAAUUGUUCGGCGCUAGCGGUGGAGGGGGUGGUUCCACGUUUGGUUUCGGGGCAGAACACGGGACGAGGAGAACUAGCUCCGAGGUGCACACGAGCCCGCCAGCGACAUCGGCGACGCCGAAUGCCCUUGGCGGGGUGUUCCCGGGGCGGUCAUCACCGCCAUCAAUGUCGGGGGGCAGCAACCCCACGCCUGCGGGACCCCCGACCGCCUCCUCCAAGCAGGGCGACGGCGGCAGCGGAGGCUUCGGCGCCCCUCCUUCGAACGCGUUGGGCGCGCCGCCCGGCGAGCUGUUGGGCGGACCCCCUCCGCCCCCUUCUCCCGGCCACGACGCUUUCGGGGUCGCAUCCUCCGUGCCACGGCCGCCGCCGCCGCCGUCCGACGCGGCAACAAGAAGCAGCAGCCUCGGCUCUUCCCCCCCCCCGCCCCCCCGGGCCCCCGGGGGUCCGCAGAAUGAUGGGUUUCCGCCAGGUGCUGCUGCGCUCUCGGCGCGCCAGCCGGGGGGGAGUCUUGGUGGCAGCCCUCCUUCCUCCGAGCUUGGCUCGCCUCCCGCUACGAUGUUUGGGGCGCCCCCCCCCGGAGUUUUUGGAGCGCCGCCUCCCCCCGCGCCUGCCGAGCUUGGGUCUCCCCCAAGUUCGGUGUUUGACGCGCCAUCGUCGGGGGCGUUCGGGCAGCCACCGCCAGGCGGCGGUCGUGGAGCCUUCGGAGCGCCACCUUCAGCGGCGUCGGGCCUUGGCUCUCCGCCAUCUUCGGUGUUCGGUGCACCCCCCCAGGAAGGGCCGAUGCCACCUCGCCCGGGUUCACGGACCGGGAGCCCUCCCACCGCCGUAGCGCUUGGCGUCGCGCCUCGGGACGCGUGCACGGCAGUAGCGCCGCAACCGCAUUCUUGGGGCCGGCCAGGCCGCGACAACAAGCCUCCCGCAGCAGCCCCGAUGGCUGGAUCCCCUCCUUCUGCCGUGUUUGGGGGGGCUCCGCCUGGGUCAUCCGUGGGGGGGUCGCCUCCUGCGGCUGGCGGGUCUAGGUCACCACCGCCUUCGAUGUUCGGGGCGCCUCCCGGAGAAUUGUUUGGAGGGUUACAUUCGGCAGGAGUCGCGUCUCCUACCCCCGCGGAAUACGGGUCCCCUCCCGCAACGCGUGAACGCGGCCCGCCUACGGCCUCGGUGUUUGAUUCGCCGUCACGGCAGGAAGCGUCUGAAGUGCCGCCGCAGCAGCCAUCCGGGAGCUUCGGUGGUGGCGUCGGGGUAAAACGCCAAAGCGGGUCUCCUCCGACAACAGCAGACCUCGGCUCGCCUCCGGCCUCAAUGUUUGAUGCGCCACCGCCGGCGGCCCAGGAAACGCCCGGAGUGCCGCCGCUGCAGCCACCCGGGAGCUUGGGCGGUGUCGGCGCAAGACACCCAAGCGGGUCUCCUCCCACAACGGCAGACCUCGGCUCGCCUCCGGCCUCGAUGUUUGAUGCGCCACCACCGCCGUCGCAGCAGGAAGCGUCCGGAGUGCCGCCGCAGCAGCCCCCCGGGAGCUUGGGCGGUGUCGGCGCAAGACGCGAAAGCGGGUCUCCUCCGACAACGGCAGACCUCGGCUCACCUCCGGCCUCAAUGUUUGAUGCGCCACCGCCGGCGGCCCAGGAAGCGUCCGGAGUGCCGCCGCAGCAGCCACCGGGGAGCUUCGGCGGUGUCGGCGCAAGACGCGAAAGCGGGUCUCCUCCCACAACGGCAGACCUCGGCUCACCUCCGGCCUCAAUGUUUGAUGCGCCACCGCCGGCGGCCCAGGAAGCGUCCGGAGUGCCGCCGCAGCAGCCACCGGGGAGCUUCGGCGGUGUCGGCGCAAGACACCCAAGCGGGUCUCCUCCCACAACGGCAGACCUCGGCUCACCUCCGGCCUCAAUGUUUGAUGCGCCACCACCGCCGUCGCAGCAGGAAGCGUCCGGAGUGCCGCCGCAGCAGCCCCCCAGAAGCUUCGGCGGUGUCGGCGCAAGACACCAAAGCGGGUCUCCUCCCACAACGGCAGACCUCGGCUCGCCUCCGGCCUCAAUGUUUGAUGCCCCUCCGCCGUCGCAGCAGGAAGCGUCCGGAGUGCCGCCGCAGCAGCCACCCGGGAGCUUCGGCGGUGUCGGCGCAAGACGCCAAAGCGGGUCUCCUCCCACAACGGCAGACCUCGGCUCGCCUCCGGCCUCAAUGUUUGAUGCGCCACCGCCGGCGACCCAGGAAGCGUCCGGAGUGCCGCCGCAGAAGCCACCGGGGAGCUUCGGCGGUGUCGGCGCAAGACGCCAAAGCGGAUCUCCUCCCACAACGGCUGAACUCGGCUCACCUCCGGCCUCGAUGUUUGAUGCGCCACCACCGCCGUCGCAGCAGGAAGCGUCCGGAGUGCCGCCACAGCAACCGCCCCGGAUCUUGGGCGGCGGCGGUGGCGGCGGGGGCAGUGGCGGCGGCGGCGUAAGACGCCCAAGCACAAGACCGUUCGGCUCCGCCUCGCGCGAUAUCGGUGACGCUUGGGAAGGUGAUUCGUUUGGUGGCGGCGAAGCGGAGGGCGCGGGGGAUUCAAGCGCCGCGGACUUGUUCGGUUCGUCGGCGGCGGCGGUAGUGCCCGAGGAAGACAUUUUCGGCGCGGCAGCAGGGGGCUCCGCGGAACGGGCUGGUGGGGGGUGGCAGGGGGAGCAGCGACAACACGAGUCUGCUGGAAUGGAGGCAACGUCGUUUGGGUCCCCGGCGCAGCAGGGGGACGCGUUUGGAGGGGGGGGCGCAUUCGGAGGGAACGGCGAGGAAGACCAGUCGUGGUGGCAGCAAGGCGAGGCCGGAAACGGUGAAACGGCAGCAGUUAGUCCGCCGAUGGACACGUCUGCUGGCACCGCCCCAACAACCACGCGGGAAGAGGGAGGCUCCGUCGCCGUGGACUCGUUCGAAGGAUUCGGCGGUGCACGCGAGGGGACCCCCGAAGCGUCACCAUCUCCCGGCACACCACCGGAAGAAAAUAACGAGGAGCCUGGGCAGGCCGAUUAUUCUUCGCCCCCGGCUUUCCCGCAGGCAAGCGAAGAGGAGGAGGACCUCGGAGCGCCGCCGGCUGACAUGUUCGGGCCUCCGCCAACGGCGGUUGCCCACUUCGCUCAACCCGAGGUGAAGGCUCAACAGAAGGGAGGAGGGGCUCCGCCGAAUCGGUCUCCGAGGGCCGGCGCUCCUGCGGCGGCGGCGGAAGCGGGGCCGCCGCGGCCACAGUCACGGUAUGGCGGCGCCAAGAUUGACGUGGGGGACCUUGAAGGGGUUGCGGCGGGGGGACCCGCGGCGGGAGUUGGGAUCGAAGCGGGCGCGGCUUCUGGCCCCGGAACGCCGGCGGUAGCCGCGGCGGGUACGUGGGCGGCGAGCCGGGCGGCGUCGCCGGGGUGGGAGAAGCAACCGUCGCCCCCGCUGGAGCUCGGCGUGUUCGGCGAGCCCGCUCCCGCGGAGGCGUUCACGUCCGAGACGACGGCGGCGGCUGCUACGGCGGCGGCCGAUCUGUUCGGCGCCUCUGGUGGAGUUGAUGCCGCCGUCGGAGAGGGGGGACCAGGCGAGGGUGACGCGGGGUACCAAGGGUGGGGAAUGUACGCCGCGGAUGCUGCCCCCGGGGGGUCGGACUUGUGCGCUCCCUCCUCCUCCGCGCCUACGGCGCUGCCGCCGCCCCCGCUCGCUACCGGCGCCCCGCCGUCCCCGCGGUCGUCGUUUGUCGCGAAUGACGGCCACGGAAGCCUGACCAUCGCCGCGUUGGCCUCGGCAAGCGUUCCCCCUUCGACACCGCCGAGGCUCUUCGCGACGCGGUCUUCGUCGUGGGCGGCGCAGGACAAGGCGCAGGCGGAAGGCCACGGCCAAGGUUUCCAGCGAGACCAAGGGGGCGUGUUCGCGAAGAGGGACCACCCGCCGAGCAGUUCCGCUUCGACGGACGGGCCUGAACCAGCUGCCGAGGACAACGACGACCUUUGCCAGGGAGACAGCGGCUCGAUGAUGGCGUCGACGCCGCCCCCUCUCGGGGCGGUAGAGGCGGCGGCGGCGGCGGCGGAGCUGACUCGGUCUCCCGUAACAAGCCCUCGACCCACCUCUCCAGGAAGCCCUGGAGCUGCCUCCCCGGCAGACCGCCACCGCGGCGGCGGCGGCGGCGGCGCGAAGUCGGCGAGGUACUCGCAAGCCCACCAGCCGCCGUUUUCCACCAUCCCGGAAGCGUUGGACGCGCAAGGCCCGCCGAGCUUGCGCGGCGCCCCGGCGGAUCAUCGUCCCGAGGGCGGGUCAGCGACCAGCCUCGCGCCGAGCGGCAGCACGCGAAGCGGGAGCAACGAGCCGGCGGUGGCGGCGACGCCCCCGGAGGGCGGGGGUAGGGUUGGGCCCGGUUCGACCCUAAGCACCCCGUUCGGGGCCUGGAGCAGGGGUUCUGGGACUACCCCCGAGGUAGGAGAAGGGUUCCCGUCCUCGGAAGAUGACGAGGUUCUGGACGAGUCCCCGAACAUACUGUCGCCGCCGUCGGCGGUGGCGGCGGCAGCGGCGGUGGGUAAGGAUAACGCUGCGGAGGAGGAGCCUUCGGGAUCAUCGAAAGCGGAGCCGGCUUCGGUUGCUGUGCCAGCAGGCGUGUCUGUGGAAGGCGCCGGCGACGGUGGUGGUGCCCUCAACGCCGCCUUUGCCCUUCCUCCCCCCCUUCUUGGAGGCGUGUCUGUGGAAGGCGGCGAUGGCGGUGCACAAAACGCCGCCUUUGCCCUUCCCCCUCCUCCUGCCGUUGAUGUCGCUCCUGUGGCACCCGUUGGUAUUACCGGCGCCGUCGGGGAUACCGGGUACGGGGGAAAGGAGGGGGAGACCAUCUCCGAGGAGGUGUCCCGGGCGGUGGAGGGCAAGGAGGACGAGCAACCUCGCGCCCCCCCCCCGCAGGCGGCAGCGAACGACCCGCGGGCGGCGGAUUCCGCUGCUUCGGAGGAAGCCGCCCAGAAGAUCAGCGAGGGGGGCGUCAGCUGGGGCGGGGGUGGGGGAGGGGGGGACGAGAUGGGCCCAGGAGAUGACGAUGACGAGAGUGAGACUGGGACUGGAAUCGACUCGGAGGAGGGUUCCACCGACGCCGCCAAGAGCAACGAGGCUAGUAUCGCGGAGACUACCGCGAACGACUUUUUUGCGGCCCCCAAAUCGCCGGAAUCGGAGCCCGGAAGCCCGAGGCCCACGUCUCUAAGGGACGGCCGGGCCUCCGUGGGCAGCGUCAGCCCUCUCUCCGGGUACAACAGCAGCACGGGCAGCCGGCGUGGCCGCCGCGAGACAUUCGGCGGCAGCGGCAGCGGCGGCGGCCGUGGCAGCGGCCGCGCCCUCUCCUCCUCCUCCUCCCCGUACAACCUGGCGGACAUCCCGUCCAUCUUCCCCCUCCCGGAAGCCGUCUCCCGGGCGAGGCGGUCUACCGGGGGGCUGCCGCCACCCGUGCCGGGGACGCACGCCUACGGCACUCCGUCCGCGGCGGUGGCAGCGGCGGCGGCGGCCGCCGCGACCGCGGAGCGGCCGCCAUGCCCCACCUGGCGCAGCCUUAGCCCCUCCCGCCCCGGGGACGACCGGGGGUGGAGCCUGAGCCCGGUGCUGGCGGCGAGGGCGGGGACCCACAGGAGCAUCAGCCCGACGCGCGGCGGCGGCGGCGGGGGCACGGGCGUGGCGUACGUGUCGCCGUCCGCGCGGAAAGGCGGGUCGGAGGGCGUCGCUAGGCUUGGCCGCGCGAUGGGGAUGCCGUCCGCGGCCCCGGCGGAGUCGACCGUGGCAUCCUUCGGAGACCAGGCGGCCGAUGCCGUUGGUAUCGAUCCGUCGGGGUCUGCUGCCGGCGAUACCGCUUCCGGUAAUGACGUCGGCCACCCUCCCCCGAGCCAGGCCACGUCCGAACAAAACACCACUGCGGAGCCUCCAAGCCGGGAACCCGAAGAAGGUGCGCGGCAGCAAUCUAGCGGGUCUCAAGAUGCCCCCGCCGGCACGCAAGCGCCUCCCAAGCGGGUCGUCGUCUCACCUCCCACGUCUUCUGCAGCCACCGAUCAGGGGUGGGUGGCGGGCCUGUCGGAAGCGGGCCCCCCUCACGAAGAAGAAGACGAGCAGGGCGCGCCGUCAACCAGCGAUUUACCCGACACCGGCGCCGUGGACGCGGGAGUCGACGGCGACAUGGGGCACACCGCAUCGACCUUUGAUGCGACCGCCGGCGCCUCCAGCGGCGACCCGCUCAGGCCACCACCUCUUUCCUCGGACGUUUUCGGGCAGCAGCAGCAGCCUGCUACGGCGGCGGCAGUGGAAGCCGUCGCCGCGGGGCCAUCUCCCUUCGUGAACACGUCCUCCCCGCUCACCCGAAGCCGCCGUAACGGAGACGAGGCAUCCCUCUUCGGCCCCGCAGAUGAUGACCAGGCGGACGGAAACGGUCCCGCCGGCGCCGCCGAUCUCUUCGCCGCCGAAGCUCCCGCACGCGCCGCCGACGAGCUAUUUUCCUCGGGAGCGGGGGCGUCCGACGCGGCGGGCGGCGACGGCGGCGGCGGCGACGCGGGCAUGUUCUCCCAGGGGCCGCCGCCGGAGGCGCCGGCUCCGUCCCUGCCCAACCCGUGGGGGUCUUCGCCGCUGAAGCAGCCGCUUGCAGAGCCCAAGCGCUGGCCGACGAAGGGCGGGACCGGCUUUGACAGACCGGCGUCACCGUCGGCGGCGGCUGAGAAGGCCUCCUCCCAGUCGCGGGAGGCGGGGGGUAUCCCUUCGGCGUUUUUCGGGCCGGGGAGCGACGAGUUCGGCGCCGACGACUGCGGUGGGGGCGAGGGCCAAGCUUUCGGAGAGACGCCUGUUGUCCCGAGGCCGUCGGCGCGGCCGCCGUGGGAGAGAGGGGCCCCGUCGGGUGGAGGAGGCGUUCCUGAGAAGCUGGCGUCAACGACGGCACCCCCUGGCCCGUCGAAGCCGCUCUCUACCAGCCGGUUCGGCGGCGCUAAGGGGUUCCGCGGGGGCGGGGCAUGGGCCGGCUCCACCGGCCUGGCGGCCGCCGCCGCCACCGCCGCCACCGUAGGCAUGACGCCCUCAGCGGUGACCGGCGCUCCGCGUGAAGAGGGCGUGACGCCGGCGGGCGUGGUUGCAUCGUUCGGGUUCGGCGGGAAGCUUGUGACGAUGCACCCGCGGCGGAAGAUAAGGCUGGCGCCGGCCCCGGGGGUGGUGCCUUCGCCAGACGACGGGCCUGCUCUCCGCAAGGGUCCGGUCAAUGUUUGGUCGCUGAAGGACGUGGCCAGCCCGGAGACUGUCGUGUGCGACGCCGCAGCCUUCCCGGGACCGGCCUCCAGCGCGCCCGUAGAUAAGCUGCGGGAGUACGUCGAGAAGCGGGCCACGGCCGCCGCCGCUGAGGUCGACGAGGCGGGAGCGGAGGCGGAGGGGAAGAGGCUGUUGUGGAGCGUGGCAGGGCUAGCGUUGGAGUUCAAGGGCUGCCUGACGAGCGACGCCGGAGCGGCGGACCCCAAGUCACCGGAAUCCGCCAUCGUCAAGCUGCUCAAGGACGCUCACGCCCGACGAAAGACGGCGGCGGCAGCAGCAGCAGCAGAAGCAUCCGUUGAGAAGAGCGGCGCUACCCCCGCCCUCGCCGCUGCUGCCGGUGGCGGCGCGCGGGAUGCCGCCCUGGCGUUCCCCGGCAUGGGGGGGGCUCCGCAGGGGCACUUUUUCAGGACGGGGGGUGGGCGUACCACACCCGGCCUUGGCGGUAGGUUUUCGGCGGACACGGCACAGGCGCCGCAGCAGCAGCAGCAGGAGCCUGCCACGGGGGCGGGAGUCGGUCCUUUCGGGGGCGUUCCUGGGCGGUUGGGCGGCGAUAGACCGCCCAGGGGAGCGGUGGUGGAAGGCGUGGGGGGGGGUGUGGGGUCCGAGGCGGCCACGGGUAGUCAUGAAGAGGUGGAGGCGUUGCUCGUGGACGGGAAGAAGGAGGAGGCGGUCGACGCCUCCAUACGCGCCGGGCUGUGGGGCCUCGCGCUCCUGAUAGCCUCCCAGUGCCCCGCGCCGGCGGUAGAGGCAGGCACGCCGAAGAAGGGCGACGGAGGAGGAGAGGACGCCGCCGCUCCCCCGCCGCCCCCGCCGCAGCCGCAGUACCAGCGCGUGGUCCGUCUCUACGCCAACGCCUUCCUGCACACGGGAACCCCGCUGCACACCAUGGCCCUGGCGUUCUCCGGGCAGGCCGGGGCGGCGAUCAAGCACGGGGGUAAGAGCUUGGCGGGCGGCGGCGGCGGCGGCGGGGGCAGCGGCGAUGCGGAUCGAGGUAGCGGCGGUGGUGGUGGGUUCGAGGAGAGCUGGAUGGUCACCGCCGCGGCUAUCGUCAGCAACAAGGUGGCCGGCUGGAUCGAACAGCUUACGGGUCUUGGAGACCGGCUAUUCGAGUCCGACAACGUCGCGGCGGCUCACGCGAUGUUCCUCGUGGCCGGCAUGCAAGUGGACCUUCCCACCACCAAGGGCGCCAGACUCAUCCUGCCGGGGGUGGAUCACCGCAAGCCGGCACACAGGUCGUUGCGUACGGCGGAGGCUACUGAUGCAGUGCACAUCCUCGAGGUGCUGGAGGUGGCGUCCAAGUCUGGCGGACGCUCGCAGAACAGCGCUGUCCAGGGACACAAGCUGCGGUUGGCGAUGAGACUGGCCGAUCUGGGUUUCCUCCAAAAGGCGUACGACUAUGCCCGCAGCGCCCAAGCAGAGGUUGCCGCGAUGGGCGGGCGCUCGCAAGGGGGUUCGCAGCAGCGGAGCCCGUACUCCCCGCAGUUCAUCACAGCCCUCAACGAGUUUGAAGACCGGGCGUGCGCCGCCCUGGGUCUUGAGGCGAACGGUGCCGGGAACGCCGCUGGCGACGAGAAGAAGGAGCGGACCGGUGGAGCGGGGUCCGCGGCUGCUGGGGCCGGGGGCUGGCUCCUCAACAGCCCGCCGCUGCCGCCGCUUGCGGACCAGCAGCAUCACCAGGGCUCGUUCCAAAGCCCGCCGAGAUCCGCUGGGCCGGGGACCGGGGACGGCGGCGCUAUCCCCGCAGCAGCAGCAGCAGCAGGUGGGCCGUUCGGCGGCAGCGGCCGGCCGCCUCUUCCUGGCGGCGGUUCCCCCGCUUUCGGGACACCGAGCGGUGCCGGAGCCCCUCCUCCGGAAAACGCCACGAGAAGCCCCGCCGAGAACGGUGCGGGGAACGGUGCGGGGAACGGUGCAGGGCCGCCGCCCGGCGCGGGGGCUGCCGCGGUGGCCAAGAGGCUUUUGAACCGGGGGAUGGGGGAAGGCGGCGGCGGCGGUGGCGGCGGCGGUGGCGGCGGAGGCCCGCCGGGGAAGGAGGUGAUGCACGUGGGCAGCGCGCCCGAGCUCGGCGGGAAGGCGCGUGAGGCGGAAAAUUCUACAGGGGGUAAGGUGAACGAUAGCGGCGGUAGCGGUAAGGCCGUCGAGAAGGCGCCGAACAGCGAGCCUCGGAAGGGGGCGAAGGGGAAGGACAUCAAGAGGAGGGCGAGCGUCGGGGGAUCGGCGGCGGUGGCGGCGAAGCCCGGCCGGUUGGCGAAGAUGAUGUCCAAGUGGCUGUACCCGGAAGCCAAGCACGCCGACGUGGGUAACGACAUGGAGGCCUACUACGACGAGAAGGCGAAGCGGUGGGUCUUCCCGGGAGAGGACCCGGGGGAAGCAGUCACAGGCCCCCCUCCUCCCCCCCCGACUGCGUCUCAGCUCGGCGGCGGCGGCGGCGGGCCGCCCGGCCCUCCGGGAGCAGCAGGCGCCGGCGGCGCCACUUCCCCGCCGAACAGCACCCCGGGACUGGACGCGAACGAUCCCCUGGCGGCGUUGAUGGCCCCGCCGCCGGCUUCCGUGGGUGCUCCCAGGAGACAGACGAUGGGGUCGCUUCCGAUGGGCGGCGGCGGGGGCGGGGGGCCUCCUCCCAUGGGAGGGGGGCUCGGCUGGGCCGGGGCCGGGAGCGCGGCGGCGCGGGCUCCGUUCCCGGCGGCCGGGGCGAAGUUUACGGCGUUUGCGCCGAAGGCGCCGGUGUCUGCCUUUGGCGGCGGGGCCGGCGGCGGCGGCGGCGACGGGGGUACGGAUAGCGCUGCUGGUAGCCCGCCUUCUUCGAAGCAUGGAUGAUACUUUAAGCGGCGGGGUUUUGUGAACGAACCAAUAGAAUGGCGUAUGGUUGUGUGCUGGAUGUCCGUGGCGGUGGUAGAUCUGGCUGGGUCUAUCCGGGAGGGAUAUGUGGGACAGUGCUGUCUCCUUGGGCGUGUUCUGUGGUUUUGUCGCAGCCAGUUUAGGAUGUGUGUUGGAGGAGGUUGGCCUUUUCUUUUGUUGUCCUUCGGGCGGACGCGUGAUCGAUCGCAGGCCCCGCCAACUCGGUGGCCUCGACAGUAAGCGCUUGUCACACGAACUGUGUCCUACGCGAUUGCACCGACUUCGGUUGGUUGUGCGGCCAGCACGUGCUGUCGUCUGCCUCCUUGUCACCGUUUUAUUAUUUGCGCUGGGGGCUCCUCAAUAAGCGGAGACCUGUAAAGUGGGGGUAAAUUAACUUCCCCUUGUGUGGUUUGGCGGUGCUAUGUGCUUGGCCGGCGGGAGAUGUGUUCUCUCUUUGGAAACCCUAACGUACAGUGUGACCUGGUUGGAUUGAUCGCCGUGUUGUCCGGUAAUCGCUGCACGGCAAUGCAUGGCGCUGCUGGUUGCAGGUCUCAAUUUCUUGCUAAUGUUGUGAGCUAAAAAGAGGACAGCCGCAAGAACCAACGGAAACCCCCCUGGUUGAUCGGACGGAACACGCUGGGAUUCUGAAGAGAGGUGCAUCUAUAUCGCAACUAACCUCUUUGUCGUUGUUACAGUUCGGUAUUGUGCAGCUUGAGAAGACGAAAUACCCUUGGAAAAGAAGUGAAAACGUUAUU
Ectocarpus siliculosus is the source of this 11189-nucleotide messenger RNA. The record is from the annotation of a GenBank genome assembly. NCBI's taxonomy places the organism in Eukaryota, Phaeophyceae, Ectocarpales, Ectocarpaceae.